UGUAUCAUGAUUAUCUAACCUCAAAUUUCAAUAGUAAAGAAUGUUUUUAAAUAAAGGAAGAAAUAUAUUAUUGCUAUCCAAAACUAUAUUAAAAAGUAAUAAUCGCCUAUGUAGUUAUGAGAAGGGUAUUAUUCUUGGAAUAGAAACAUCCUGUGAUGAUACCGGUUGCGCAAUUGUUGACACAGACGGUAAUAUUCUAGGAGAGGCACUCAACUCUCAAAAUUUAAUUCAUUUAAAUAAUGGAGGAAUAAUUCCUCCUAUUGCACAAGAUUUGCAUAGAAAUAAUAUAGAAAAUGUAGUCAAUGAAGCUAUUAAAGCUGCUAAUGUAUCAAUUAAAGAUGUAAAUGCCAUAGCCACAACUGUAAAACCUGGUAUGCCUCUGUCCCUUACGAUUGGUAUGAAGUACGGAAAACACUUGUGCAGAUUACAUAAUAAACCUUUUAUGCCUAUUCAUCACAUGGAAGCGCACGCCCUUACAGCAAGAAUGCAUGAUAAAAAUAUCCAAUUUCCAUUUUUAGUAUUACUAAUCAGCGGCGGACAUUGUUUAAUUGCCGUUGCACAAUCGACUGAUAAAUUUUUACUACUAGGACAGAGUAUGGAUGACGCUCCGGGCGAAGCAUUUGAUAAGGUGGCUAGAAGAAUGAAAUUGAAAAAUUUACCGGAAUAUUCAACGUUAUCUGGAGGUCAAGCUGUCGAAUUGGCAGCUUCCAAAGCUGACAACCCUUUAGCUUACAAAUUCACAAUACCACUUUUGAUGUAUAAAAAUUGCAAUUUCAGUUUCUCUGGAAUAAAAAAUCAGUUACAAUACCAACUUCAGAAAGAAGAAAAGCAAAAAGAUGUUCCAGCAGAUGGGGUGAUCCCAGGUGUUUACAAUAUAUGUGCUGGCUUCCAAUUGGUCGUAACAAGACAUAUUUGUCAUAGAGUACAAAGAGCUAUGGAAUAUGUAUUUAGAAAAAAUUUGAUACCACCGGAUAAACAGACUUUGGUGGUUUCCGGAGGUGCUGCUUGUAAUAAUUUCAUUACUAAAGGUCUCAAUAUAGUUUGUAGCGAAUUAGGUUAUAAAAUCGUGAGACCACCGCCAAAACUUUGUACUGAUAAUGGUGUAAUGAUCGCUUGGAAUGGCGUUGAAAGAUGGAAGGAAAAAAUAGGCAUAUAUACAGAUUUUGAACAUAUCGAUAUUGAGAAAGAUGCGAUUAUCGGUGAAAGUUUAAUAGAAGACGUAGAAAACGAACAAAUUAGUUGUAAGUGGAUAAAAUUAACAAAACUGAAUUAUCCACAAAGCAAAUGGGACGAUGUUUAGUGAAAAUAACUUUAUAUAUAUUUAUAUAUUAUUUAUUAUUAUAUAAUAUAUAAUUUUUUCAUUUAAAACU
Molecule: messenger RNA, 1370 nt
Organism: Diorhabda sublineata
Lineage: Eukaryota; Metazoa; Arthropoda; Insecta; Coleoptera; Chrysomelidae
Gene: Tcs4
Product: tRNA N6-adenosine threonylcarbamoyltransferase, mitochondrial
Exons: 7
Coding region: 41-1300 (419 amino acids)
Biological process (GO): tRNA threonylcarbamoyladenosine modification
Cellular component (GO): mitochondrion
Source: RefSeq, a predicted model, not a curated record